CCCAUUCCUUUCACAUAACGUGUAUACAGUUCAAGGGAAAUUUUGAGAAAAAUGGAAUCAAGUGGCCGACGGUCGACCUCACGCCCGAGACCUUCCUCCCGUCCAACUACACCCCUCCGUCCGAGCUCAAGAUCGUCUCUCCGUGAACAGAGCUUUGGAGGCAGCCUGGGCGGUUCACAUUCGAUGCAGCCGGCGAUCAAUGCUCUAGAACCACAAUUCGCAGAGCUCUCCGAUUCCAUGGCUGACCUGGAAGCUAAUUUCAUGCACCUCCAACUCCUACAUGAGAGUCUUUCCCGUUUCAGUGAAAGCUUUGCUAGCUUCUUGUAUGGGUUGAACAUGAACGCGUUUUGCGUUGAUUUUCCGGAGGCCCCUGUCCCAGACUCAUUUCGGCGAGCAAAGGAGGCUGCCGCGGAAUCCCCCCCAACUCCCGAGCCAACCCAGCCUGAAGUCGAUCCCGAAACCACUUUCUUGACAACCGAUACGUCUUUCGUCGAUAAUCCGCCCACGUCCUUGAAACAGUGCUCGAAGUUCUCUGCACCAGGCGCCUCCACGACUUCGCCAACAACGGGUGCAAGUCGAGGAGGUGCAAGAGGUCGGUACACUACAAGAGGGACCACGGGCCGGCAGCAACGAGGGAGCGGCCUAGCAAGGCCUCGGGGAAGAGGAGUUCGCUGACUCCCACAACAUCGGCUCUACCGAACACUAUCCCUUUGUUUGGCUUAAAAAUAGAGCAUAAGUGCUGUUUGUAUGCACUUUGUCACCGUUCAAGAACCGUGGCUUUCACUGGAUCUGCGGCCCGAGAACUCUUUUUUUUCUUUUCUAUUUUGACGAAAUGGUGGAAAGGUAUACGCGCUACGCGCUGAAACCUCACGGCUACCACCCAACGUCCGAAAUAUUUGGCACCAAGGGCCAUCUGCGGGGGCAAUAACUCCAAAACAAGCAUUUCCCGCUUUGGGCUCCGGGGAUGUCCAUGGAGUUUCGCUGCAAUGGCCUAUGAAGGCUCGAAAUUUUGCCACGAAUAUACUUUGGUUGAGUGGAGCCACUGGCUCCAAUGAAUAGGUUCAAUACGAGAAUGCUAGCAAUAUCGCAUUUAUCACCCUGUCAUACGCUGUAUAGCUUUAAUCUCUCUCUAGCAUUAUGAUCCCCAUAGUGUCAUUUCAGACGGGCGAUUCGGGAGAAAGAGUAAGGUCUUGCGGUUGGUGCCUUG
Coccidioides immitis RS is the source of this 1207-nucleotide messenger RNA. RefSeq names its product DASH complex subunit DAM1. Gene Ontology annotation, biological process: mitotic sister chromatid biorientation. The record is from RefSeq and is a predicted model, not a curated record. The coding region runs from base 52 to 675 and encodes 207 amino acids. Gene Ontology annotation, cellular component: mitotic spindle pole body; mitotic spindle polar microtubule; mitotic spindle. NCBI's taxonomy places the organism in Eukaryota, Fungi, Ascomycota, Eurotiomycetes, Onygenales, Onygenaceae. The transcript is spliced from 4 exons.